Molecule: messenger RNA, 3196 nt
Organism: Babesia bovis T2Bo
Lineage: Eukaryota; Apicomplexa; Aconoidasida; Piroplasmida; Babesiidae
Product: DEAD/DEAH box helicase family protein
Exons: 1
Coding region: 316-3177 (953 amino acids)
Molecular function (GO): ATP binding; nucleic acid binding
Source: RefSeq, a predicted model, not a curated record
UCGUUUUUAGUUAUUCAAUGAUUGUAAAUAAUACGUUAGAUCACUUUUAAUGCGAUUUUUAGGUUGUAUAUUUGUAUAGUAACUAAUAUACUUAACCGAUACAUUGCAAAAUAACAUUAUCAUACCUUCUUUCCUCUUAGAAUUUACUACAAUCAUGGUUUCCCCCUCUUGCGUCGCUUUUAAUCACUCCAUUGACAAACAGAACUGAUUUAGAGAGUUAUAUUUGAUGAACAUAGUUGCCAAAGUGGAGUGAUGAUGUUUCAUGGUAUGAAUUAGACUUUAACUGUUUCCGAUCUAACCGACCUGGGUGGCAUCAUGGCGGCUAAUGAUGAAGGGAAGUAUACCUUCUCGGCACUAGGAAUAAGUGGUUCUCUACAGGAGGGGCUAAAGAAAAAUGGUGUGAUAGCUCCAUCUCGCCAUCAAUACAAUGCAAUCAAAGCCAUACUUGAUAGACAGGAUCUCAUUUUGCAGUCGAAAUCAGGAACAGGUAAAACUCUAAGUUUUUGCAUUGCAGUUCUGCAUUUAGUUUAUCAGGAUGAUUCAAGCACAAACCCUGAUAACGAUGAUUCCUGUGUAUCGGAGACAUUGGAAUCCACAUCAGUAAGAUGUCUAUCACCGAAACAUUCAUCUUUGGAUAUAGAGCAAAACGACCUAGAGAAUAUGGAUAUAUCAUCAGUUGAUGAAAUGGAAGCUGAUAUUACUUCUGCCACUGAAAUUAACCCCCUGGGUCAACAUACAAAAAACAUUUCGAUCCAUGAUGGAAUAUCAUUUGGACAAGUUGUCGUAAUAGUGCCAACCAGAGAAUUGGCCGCCCAAAUAUGCAAGACUCUAACCCAGAUUCUAGACGGUUCAACUCUCAUACGGUUACACUUAAUUGUAGGCGGUGCGAGAUUAGAUGAAGGUAUAGCUGACCUCAUUAACAGCGCUCCCCAAAUUAUAGUUGCCACCCCCGGUAGAUUGAUAACAACAAUGAGCAGGGGAAUAAAGUGCACUGAAACUCAACAAAGACAUACCAUAAUGAGAUACAUGAACACACAGACACUAGUACUAGAUGAAGCGGAUAUGUUACUGGAUGAGCAUUUCAUUGGCCAGAUUAAAACAAUAUGCACUAAUAUGGUGAAUCCCUUUGUCCAGAUUAUCGCUACGUCGGCAACAUUUAUCAAGGCCCAAUUCAAGCUUUACGAAGAUAUGAUAAUGAAGCAAGAUGAGGAUUUCUUGAAUCGUGUAGCGUCUUAUUUCUCGAUGGAUACUUAUGGAAAGAUAGAGUCACUGAAGAAGGCAUUUGGAAUCCACGUUACACGCAAAAUAUACAGGUUGCUCAAUGGCCACAUAGAAACCCCGAAUAGCGGGGAUGGUAUCAUCGAUGACCCUGUAUCUAAAUUUCCAGAAGAAUUGAAUCAAGCAGACAACAUUAAAUAUACGUCGCUACUAAAAAGGGUUAUACUGCCCAAAAGAAAUAUUGUCAAGAUGAUCGUAUCGGCAAGUCAUGUCAGUCGUAUGGAAGUAUCGAAGAAUGUCGUAUGUUUCACAGAGAAUGACUGCAUACCUGAUUAUAAGGGUCUGAGAACUGCUAUUGAACAGAAAGAAUCACUAGUUGAGCAGUCUGAUACGCCAGUGCUAAAAAAUGUCCAGUUUUUCUAUGUAGAGGUCUUUGAAGCACCUAAUAUAGUAAAGCAGAUUGCGCUAAAGUUACGCGUGGUGGUUAAACUUUUGGAAGACCCGCGAUACAUCAAGACUAUAAUAUUUUGCAACCAAAGCCAUACACGUAUGCUGACUGCUAAUGUCCUGGAGAGGCUUGGGAUAUCCUGUAGCCUAUGUAGCUCGAGACAGCCUGUUAAUUCCCGGAAAGUCAUCAUUGAUGAGUUCAUUAAAUCAGGAACCAGUGUCAUGAUAGCAGCCGAUGUGAUAAGCCGCGGGAUAAAUAUAGAUAAUGUAGACCUUGUGGUAAACAUGGAUGUACCAGAAUCCAAAGAGGCCUUCCUUCAUAGGUCCGGACGUACAGGAAGGUAUGGAGGGUAUGGUCAUUGUGUAUCUAUAUGCACAAAACCUGAGAUGGAAACUUUGGCCUAUCUAGAGUAUGCUCUUAACUUUAAAUGUAAACAGAUGACGGACGUUGGCAUUACGGAAUACGUAGGUGCAAGAUCCAGGCGUACAACCGAUGAGUCAGAUAGUGAAACUCCUGAAUGCAGUUACGAAAACGACAGUAAAGCGGCUGAUGUAAAUAACGAUUGUGACCACAGCUCCAUAAUAUCGAGCUGUGCGCAAAAAACUAAUGUAGUAACACGAAACAAAUCGCAAACAUUUCUAGGUUCAUCGCAACAGGGAUUCAAUGAAGCUAUAAGGUCCCCAAUUAUAUCAUCUAUACACAGUUGUUUAUUUCCAGGAUUGAAAGAGUGUAUUUUACCAGCUUAUGCAGUUCUGUUGGAGCACGAUCUUUAUCUGGAAGGAGUGGCUCCUAUUGGUAUCAUAAGUCCUGAAUGUGGGACGGUUGAUCCACCUGGGUCUGAAAACACUUUCCGCGUAAAGUUCGUGGAGUUACGAAUGUCCAAAGUGACGCUUCAUUUGUCAUUGGAUUUUUAUGAUGCAAUUGUUGAUUGUGAUCAAGAAGAGGAGACCUAUGGAAAGCUUCACCACAUAUUGGCUGUUCAGGAUGGUGGUGGUGGCAUAUCAAUUUUGGAUCCUAUUCACCACAUAUUCAAACCUAUUUGCGGAACCUUGUUGAUAAGCGUAGUUAGUACCAAAGAUACUCUGAUCCAACUCAGUGAGUUGAUGUCCAUGGUGAACGUCGACGUUCUGCUUCACCACCACAACGAUAUGUCGGAGCUUGCUGUACCCUUUGUUGAAAUUUACGAUGACCUAAUGUAUUACCCGCCAAAACUGGAAUGCAAAAGUGAACUGUCCUUGCUUGUUGACCUCUUUCGCAACAUGUUCCAGAGUGAGCGUGAUGAAGAUGCUCUGGCCCAUGUUGAUGUCGUGGUCAACUACUUUAUACAGCAUGUUACCGCCGGUACGCCAAGUCCCGUUAUAUUGGCAUAUCAGCUAGUAUCACAGAAGCUGUAUGCCAUGGGGAUUGGCCUUAUGGAUACUAGCAUAUCUAGUGGAGUGUCCUACAGCCGUCGUACUAGAAACAUACAUGGGAGUAGCGAGCGAAAUAACACUACAGAGAAAUCUAUUUGACAACUAACUGCAGUUUUAU